Molecule: messenger RNA, 2680 nt
Organism: Spodoptera frugiperda (fall armyworm)
Lineage: Eukaryota; Metazoa; Arthropoda; Insecta; Lepidoptera; Noctuidae
Gene: CanB
Product: calcineurin subunit B type 2
Exons: 6
Coding region: 206-754 (182 amino acids)
Molecular function (GO): calcium ion binding; calcium-dependent protein serine/threonine phosphatase regulator activity
Source: RefSeq, a predicted model, not a curated record
CUAUUAGAAUUUGGUUAUCUGUGCUAUCAUAUAUAGUCUGUAGUAAAAUAAAAAAUUUAAGAUUGAUAUAAUCUGUGCGUUUAUUUAGAUCGAUGGUGUGAAAGUGCAGUGGAUUUCAUUUGCGACGGAUUACAUUUUGCAAAUUUUUUGCUAGUCGCUGAUAGAUUUCGAUCGUAAUACAAAGUCUAUUUAAAAACAAAACAAAAUGGGUAACGAGAAUUCUAUUCCCAUGGAACUAUGUUCAAACUCGCGUGUAAACUGCAUUGAUUUUAAGGUGGAGAACUUCGACGCAGAUGAGAUCCGGCGACUGGGCAAGAGGUUCCGCAAGUUAGACUUGGACAAUUCCGGCGCACUGUCCAUCGACGAGUUCAUGUCCCUGCCAGAGCUGCAGCAGAACCCGCUUGUGCAGCGCGUCAUCGACAUCUUCGAUGCGGACGGGAACGGAGAGGUGGACUUCAAGGAGUUCAUCCAGGGCGUGUCGCAGUUCAGCGUGAAGGGCGAUAAGCUGUCCAAGCUGAGGUUCGCGUUCCGUAUCUACGACAUGGACAACGACGGGUUUAUCUCCAACGGAGAACUGUUCCAGGUGCUGAAGAUGAUGGUGGGCAACAACCUGAAGGACACGCAGCUGCAGCAGAUCGUGGACAAGACCAUCUUGUUCGCCGACAAGGACGAGGACGGCAAGAUCUCGUUCGAGGAGUUCUGCAACGUGGUGGGCAACACUGACAUACACAAGAAGAUGGUGGUGGACGUGUAGGCGGCGCGCGCCGUCCCGUCCGCUCUAGCUAGAACACUAUUUCAAUUGGUGUCGGUCGCGUCGCUACUCCUAUAUUCUUCGUUAGGCCGUAGUCGAGUAUAUUGCAAUUUAUUUCAUUACUUUGAGUGAUAUCAAUUUAAAAUACUUAUCAAUUUGCUUGAUGCUCGCCUUUGCUAUCGAGUCGACAUCUCGUUCUAUCGCCUAGUGUUGGCCGGUGACCACGAUGGCGUAGUGAUGUAGUUAUGCCGGAACCACGCGCAGAUAAAGCCGGCGCGAUAGUCUGGGCGAGCAGCGCGGCGGCGGCCGACAGCGACGCGACCGACCCGCGCUAGAUCUAUCGUAAUACAUUAAAUCAAAUCUAUUUAACUUUAAGUAAUACAUACAUUUUAUUAUAGUUAUAAAUCAUUAGAGGAUCUUUAUCGUAGUCGAAUCGGACGUAGAUUUUUAUUGUAGUUUUUGUUGCAGUAAUUUUACUUUAUUUUGUUAUUUAGUAUUUUAUUUGGACAGAGCUUGUAAGUUCAUCAUCGGUAGUUUGGGUUGAGGAUUAGCGGACGGCUGCUGACUCGACUGUGUUGUCAACGGAACUGUUUGUGCCAACACUGAGUGACGUCACUCGCCGCUGUCGUGAAGCCGCGCAGCACAGACGAGAUGUUUAAUGUUAAGAUGUAGAAUGUAUCUACUCCAUGUUUUAUUCUUGUCCACUGACACCAUGUCAAUCGACAGAGUCCGCGUCGAGCGGACCUGCCCGCUCCCCGGCAGGCACUAUGAACGAGGUCUGAUCGUUGAUUGGUUUCAGUGGACGCAGAGCUCUCGUAAUAAUCUCGUAUAGGUACUCGUUACUACUAUAUAAUAAUUCUAUACACUGAUCUUAUCGCCUUAUCCGAAUUUUAUACAGUUAAAAUUUUACGAUAUUAGUUGUUUAGACGUAGCUGUGUAUAAAGUAUGCGUCACUCAGCCCGUGCCCCCCGUCCUGUCUCACCCCCUCUCCCCGCAGGUCCUCGGCGCCCUGAAAUGACCGCGGCCGGCGCGCCAUGUCGCGGCGCAGGCUGGCUCGGUCCCACUAAAAGUGAAUGUACAAAAUAUUCUUAGUAUGUAUUCGAGUAAUUUUAUUGUAUUCAUUAUGUAUCAAUUUUUUGUAAUAUAUUGUAGGAAUGUUUCAGAGCUCAUCCGUUCGCGGCCGAUUUGUCAGUCGAAAUAUACAUAGUUAUUUAUCAUGCGAUUUUAAUUACGCAUAGUUAAUUCUUAUAGUCGUGUGUUGUUUAUAUUAUAAUAAUUAAGUCGUUUUACAUGUUACCGAGUUGUCAACGGCACCUUACGAUACUUUAGAAGCGAACGCACGUGAAUCUUAAUAUCUAGUCACAGCUGUUGUGCAUUAUUAUAUGGAUCAUAUACUUAGCUCCUUGUUAGUGAGUGACGCGCGACUGCACACGUCCAGCACGAGACAGCUUGCCUGCAGCGACUAGUCCACCCGACCACAGCUAUGAGUCAUUCAACGUUCAAAGACAAUCUGCGUAGUGCUAUUGUUUUAAGAACAUUCAUUUGGAUCUAAGUAAGCGAAAGUUACAUAUGACGUCAAGUAUUUCUUUCUCAUAAUGAAAUGUCUUCAAGAUCAUCAUUGACAAGACAUCUUGAAUAAUUCUAGCUAUUAAAUAUGAAUAUGCAAGUGCAUCGAGUAGUUACACCUCCUGAGUGCUACGUACGACGCAUGAUUAUGUUUUACCUACAUACGAUGCUUGGAACAUGGCGGGUGGGCCAUAAUGUGUUAUCAGUUAGUGGGCAAGUUUGGUACAUAUCUGUGUAGUGGGUAUAGGAACUGUUAAUGCUGAUGUCGUGUCGUCUGCUCAUCUCCAUCGGUAGGUAGCUUUACAAAGUCUACCCUAAAUGAAACUGAACAUGUUUUAUUAAAAAUUUUCAAAUUUCAAUGAU